GACUACACGAACCACCCACUGCUUUCCUCUCUUGAGGCGCAGAUUCUCACCCAGUACCAACGGCUCUCCCUCACGUUGCUCCAGCUAUCGCGGGAGAUCCAGCAGUUAACAAACACCGAGAGCAGUGCGUUAUUGGAAAACUUGCGUACAUUAGAGACGAAACUCAGCUUGGUGUUUACGUUGUUUAAAGGUGCUGUAUACACAUUAUUCUUGCAACAGGAGGAAAACGUCGGCGAACCAGAACGCGAUGCGGCAGUGUACUAUGAAAACUCCGAGGCCGAG
This is a messenger RNA of Babjeviella inositovora NRRL Y-12698, 282 nucleotides long. RefSeq names its product Dad3p (gene DAD3). The transcript has a single exon. The record is from RefSeq and is a predicted model, not a curated record. Gene Ontology annotation, cellular component: DASH complex; mitotic spindle. Gene Ontology annotation, biological process: attachment of spindle microtubules to kinetochore. NCBI's taxonomy places the organism in Eukaryota, Fungi, Ascomycota, Pichiomycetes, Serinales. The annotation marks the transcript as partial.